Molecule: messenger RNA, 1954 nt
Organism: Zingiber officinale
Lineage: Eukaryota; Viridiplantae; Streptophyta; Magnoliopsida; Zingiberales; Zingiberaceae
Product: WD repeat-containing protein 25-like
Exons: 5
Coding region: 528-1838 (436 amino acids)
Molecular function (GO): protein binding
Source: RefSeq, a predicted model, not a curated record
ACCCAUUUAACAUCGCCAACCCAAACCCUACAUCCAAAAUCCUCUCCCAACCCUCGCGAUCCGCCCCCCUCCAACACUAGCGUUCUCGGUUUCUUCCAAUCCCUCGCUUUGCAUACAGCUUUGUUCAACCUGCUCGAACCCUCGUCGCACACCGCUGUUGCUCUCCAACCUGCAUCCAACCCUCGUCGUAGCGAGGCCGUGUUCAAGUAGUUUGUCACCAGCUCCAAAGUUUGUCGCCAGGCCCACGCUUGUACAGUUUGACCCUCAUCAUAACAGUUCGUCGUUGAUCUCAUCUUAAAGCAUUCGUAUAUAUCAAGAUCUGUGGACUAGCUCGAAGCUGCUCCUCGUUUGGACUCGCAAUCUGCACAGGCUGAUCAUUCCCUUUUAAAUGAUAAAAUUUCAAUUAAUCCGUCGGCCAAUCUGGCCAACACCACCUAACCCAAAUUGACGCUUUGCCUCGCAGACCUUUUUCGCCUUUGCAUGAUGUCGCCUUGCUGACGUUCUGCAAGUUUCUGCAAAUACCAUCGAUGGAUCUUCUCUGCAAAGCUUACGGCGACGCUUCUGAUGAAGAUGGAGAAUUUGAGAAUCUGGGUGAAGUCAAAUACAAACGCCAACGCUCUAUCCCUCCUCAUAAGAGAACCUGUUCAGAAGCCUACGCUCCCGUGCAAUCCCCCUCACCUGCUGUGGUUCUUCCUGCCCAGCCUCCUAGUAGAUAUGUGUCCAAGAGGGAUCGGGCGAUCUUGGCGGCUAAAACCACAUCCACUCCCUCCGCCGCUCACCCUCUUCCCAAUCUUCCUACCACCAACGUCGAGCCUCUUGUUGGAUUAACUUUGGAUUCAGAACUUCCAUCAGAUAUUUUGAAUUUAUUAAAGUGCAAAAAGAACAUUGCUGCUGCUAAGAGUAGGGUUUCUACUGGACUCUCGGUUUCAUUAAAUGGUCACACUUCUGCCGUCAAUUCUAUACAGUGGUCAAAAAGUCAUGGUCAUCUUCUUGCUUCUGCAAGUAUGGAUCAGGCAGUUUAUGUAUGGAACGUCUGGAACAGAAAUCAACAGAAAGUUUGUGCUUUAAGAUGCCAUAAUGCUGCGGUAAAAGAUGUCAGAUGGUCUUCCGAUGGAUUAUCUUUACUUUCUUGUGGUUAUGACUGUUCAUCACGACUUGUUGAUAUUGAAAAGGGUACAGAAACACAAAUGUUUAAAGAGGAGCAAACCGUGGAAGUUGUCAGAUUCCAUCCAGAAAAUUCUAGUCUAUUCCUUUCUGGAGGUUCAAAGGGCUUACUCAGACUAUGGGAUAUAAGAGUUGGGGCAGUGGUGAAGGAGUAUCUUAAAGGGCUUGGGCCAAUUCUCGAUGUAGAAUUCAGCCGAGAUGGAAACAACUUCAUUUCUUCCAGUGACACUUCUAACAGCCGCAUUAGUGAGAACUCUAUUGUAUUAUGGGAUGUUAUGCGGCAAGUUCCUUUAUCUAACCAGGUUUAUGCAGAGGCGUACACCUGCACUUGCGUUCGGUAUCACCCAUAUGGUUCUUGCUUCAUCGCACAGUCGAAUGGUAACUAUAUUGCUGUUUUUUCUGCUAGGCUACCAUAUAAGUUAGACAAAUACAAGCGGUAUGAGAAUCAUGGCGUGUGGGGCUUCCCUGUCAAAUGUAAUUUCAACAUGGAUGGUCAACAAAUUGCAUCCGGCUCCUCAGAUGGGUGUAUCUACUUGUAUGAUUACAAAUCAUCCAAUCUUCUGAAAAAAAUUAAGGCAUUCGAGCAGGCAUGCGUGGAUGUUGCCUUCCACCCCACAAUACCUGAUGUUAUUGCUUCAUGUAGCUGGAGGGGGGAAAUCUCCGUGUUUGGAUAAACGAGUUGUAAUGAAAACUAGCUUCUUCUUUUAGGAAUUGUAAAGUUUCGGAAGCUAAAUAUAAUGUAUAUUGUAUGCAAUAUUAUCUUUAGUGUUAAAAAAACCCCGUUAAAGAA